ACGAGUCGCACCGACCUUUCACAAAAUAUUGUCAAGAUGGCAGGAGGAAAGACAGCAAAGCUCUCGCGUGAGGAGGAACUUCUGCUUCAAGAUUUCAGCAGAAAUGUAUCAACAAAAUCAUCGGCUUUGUUCUAUGGAAAUGCUUUAAUCGUUUCUGCCAUCCCUAUGUGGCUGUUCUGGAGGAUACACCAGAUGGAUCUGUAUCAGUCAGGGAUCUUGUUUGCAGCCAUGACUCUUGUCAGUACCUACUUUGUAGCUUUUGCGUACAAAAAUGUCAAGUUUGUUUUAAAGCACAAAGUUGCAUUGAAGAGGGAGGAGGCUGUCUCCCGGGAGCUGAUGAAGAAGUUGGCUGAUGACAAGAAGAUGACCAAGAAGGAGAAGGAUGAGAGAAUCCUCUGGAAGAAAAAUGAAGUUGCUGACUACGAAGCCACAACUUUUUCCAUUUUCUACAACAACGCCCUCUACCUCGUGUUGCUGAUAGUGGUGUCAUUCUACGCCCUGAAAAACUUCAACCCAAAUCUGAAUUACGUGGUUUCCGUUGGCGCCUCAGCUGGUCUGCUAGCACUGUUUUCUACCAGCUCCAAGUAAAAGGUCACAGACAGCGAUUUCAUCAUGAUGCUCUAGAAACAGAAAUUUAUCAAAUGUCAUACACAUGGUUUCAAGUGAAAAAUAAAACAUUUUAUUCAUUUAUUUACAAA
Messenger RNA from Haliotis rubra (blacklip abalone), 698 nucleotides. RefSeq names its product translocon-associated protein subunit gamma-like. Gene Ontology annotation, biological process: SRP-dependent cotranslational protein targeting to membrane. The record is from RefSeq and is a predicted model, not a curated record. The transcript has 5 exons. The coding region runs from base 37 to 588 and encodes 183 amino acids. NCBI's taxonomy places the organism in Eukaryota, Metazoa, Mollusca, Gastropoda, Lepetellida, Haliotidae. Gene Ontology annotation, cellular component: endoplasmic reticulum; membrane.